This is a messenger RNA of Lucilia cuprina (Australian sheep blowfly), 2596 nucleotides long. RefSeq names its product TBC domain-containing protein kinase-like protein. The transcript is spliced from 7 exons. The record is from RefSeq and is a predicted model, not a curated record. Lineage: Eukaryota; Metazoa; Arthropoda; Insecta; Diptera; Calliphoridae. Gene Ontology annotation, biological process: protein phosphorylation. Gene Ontology annotation, molecular function: ATP binding; protein serine/threonine kinase activity. The coding region runs from base 139 to 2559 and encodes 806 amino acids. Gene Ontology annotation, cellular component: cytoplasm.
CAAUUUUAACUAAAUACAAAGUAAUAUUAAAUAAGAUUAAAAACUCAUUAAUAAUAUUAAUCCUGUUGAUGGCAACCAUGAAAUUGUUAUAAAACUAAACAAAAAAAUACAUACAAGUAUUGUGAGUUUAACAUAAAAAUGGUUAAUAAACAAGAAUCUGUUUUGGCUGCCAUAACAUUUUUUGCAAAAAUUCAUCCGGGUGAAGUUUGUGGCAGCAAUGGUUUACCAUUGACACCCAACUCAAUAUCAAUUCUAGGAAGAUCCCAAAAGCUUAAACAAUUAGAACAUCCGAAUUUAUGUCAAUAUUUGGAUGUGGUUAGAGGAAAACAUGAAAGAACUAUUGUGGUCUCCGAAUACCGCGGCUCUACUUUACAAGAUAAAAGUAAAAGUUCUCUUAACUUAUCUCUAAUAUUAAGAAUAUUUUUUCAAAUUGCCUCUGCUCUCAAAGAAUUAAAUGCCCAUAAGAUUGUGGCCCAUAAUUUGGAACCGAAAAAUAUACUUUUAGAUCAUUUAAAUAACAUAAAAUUAUUCAACUAUGGUUUGUACUACAUGACCAAGGGUGGUGAAUAUGUCGCAUUUCCCAUAGGCAACAUAAAAUAUAUGCCUCCGGAACGUUUGCUAGGUUCCCGGAAUAAUAUUAAAAGUGAUAUCUGGUCCUUAGGCAUGAUUAUAGCUGAACUGCUGUUGAAAUCAUCAUUUUGGCCAAAUUUAAAAAUAUCUGCUAUAUCUCGAAAAAUCUUCUCAUUUUGUCAAUCUAAUAAUGUUUUUGAAAAAAUCGCUAGGGAACACGAUAAACUAGAAGUCUAUCAACAAUUGGACAGUGAUGUACGUGAUUUAAUAGAACAAUGUUUAGCUGUUAAACCAUCCGAAAGACCAUUGCCAGAGCAAUUAAUAAAUAGUUCCAUAUUUAACAAGAAUCUCAAUUUGUAUCAAUGCACCCCAGUGGAAAAAUCUCCCAUACUUUUAUUACGUAUGCCGUUAGAACAAAUCUAUUAUUGGUGGCAACUGGCCGGCGGCGAUGUUCAAUCGGAACUGAAAAAAGAGGGUCUCAUACGUAGUGAGGCUCCCAUAUUAUCUAUACCACAAGUUGUUUGCCUUAAUGGUUCUAUCGUUGGUCCUAAACGCAGCCAAUCGUAUUUAAUGGAUGAUCGUGUUGUCAUUUUAAAGUUACAAAAUCUUAUAGAACGUUUACGCAGAAUACCCGCUAUGGCUUAUUAUCCUUUAAUACAUUCCCCGAAAUUUCCUUAUAAUUUUGGUUUAGGUAUGGAUCAAUUGCCUUUGGUUAUACGUGAAAAAGAUAUUGAAUAUCAAUUUUAUAGAGUUAGAUUGUUUUCGAGAUUAUUAAAGGGUUAUCCUCAUACGGCGGAUCUAAUACGCAAAGAAGCCAGCAUUGAUAUACCGCCUUUAUUAAGGGGUCCUAUAUGGGCUUGUCUUUUGGAUGUCAUACCUAACGGAAGUUAUGAAAAAAUUGAUAAAUUUACACCCACCUCAACCGAUCGUCAGAUUGAAGUCGAUAUACCACGUUGUCAUCAGUACGAUGAACUGCUAUCCUCACCAGAGGGUCACAACAAACUGAAAAGGCUUUUAAAAGCCUGGGUAACAGCCCAUCCGCACUACGUCUACUGGCAAGGAUUGGAUUCUCUAACAGCACCGUUUCUCUACUUAAAUUUCAAUAAUGAAGAAUUAGCAUUUCACAGUGUUUACAAAUUUAUACCGAAAUAUUUACAAUGGUUUUUCCUCAAGGACAAUUCAGCCAUUAUAAAAGAGUAUUUGAGUAAAUUUUCGCAAUUAACUGCUUUUCAUGAACCCAUGUUGGCACAGCAUUUAGCAAAUAUUAACUUUAUACCAGAACUAUUUGCUAUACCCUGGUUUUUAACAAUGUUUUCACAUGUUUUCCCUUUACAUAAAAUUUUACAUUUAUGGGAUAAAUUAAUGCUGGGCGAUAAUUCGUAUCCCUUAUAUAUUGGCAUUUCUAUAUUAAAACAAUUAAAAUCUACUUUACUGGCUUCGGGUUUCAAUGAGUGCAUUUUAUUGUUUUCCGAUUUACCCGAUAUUGUUAUGGAGAAUUGUGUGGUUGAAUCGCAAAAAAUGUACGAGUCUACACCGAAAAGUGUAUCCCACCGAUUUCAUGUUUUAAGAGACCAAGAACUGGGACCAUUUGAUAUUACCACUGAUGUCACUUUGGCUCAUUUACAAAAGGAAAUGUGUCCACGUAUUAGUGCUAACGAUUUGACGGAACUAUUAAGACAUCAACCUUUGGAAUUACUAUGUUUGGAUAUACGAUCAACUUCUGAUUAUAAUCGUGUUCAUUUACCGCAUAGCAUUAAUAUACCGUACAAUAAUUUACAAUUGGAGGAUAAAUCUCUGGAUUGCCUGAAUGUGCCACAAUUGGAGGAAAAGCUAUUAAAUCGUAUUAUUAUUUGUAUAAGCAAUAUACAUGAAAAUGCUGUUGUGUUUUCAAAGUUUUUGGUUGAAUGUGGCGUACCGCGUGUUUGUGUUUUGCAUCAAGGUUUUAAUAUUUUACAUUCUAUAGAGCCCAAUAUUUUAGUAUCUAAUUGAUAAAUUAAAUUCAUUAAUUAAUAGUUUAAUUCAUAUU